UGCAUUUUGUAAAUAAACCACUCAUCUUUCACCCAGUUGGGAAAAAGUUUUUCCUCUACAUUUUCCCCAAAAGUGCAUUAAAAUUUCAUAUCAACCACCCAUCGUGUUUUUCCCCUGAUUCUUCGUUGGUCAUCUCCAUGCCACCACCGUCUUCGUCGUCGUCGUCGCCAUCCACCCGGGAACCGAUCCGUCGUUGAAGAGUGUUCCGCAACAAAUUGUUAUUGCCCUGCUGCAAUCAUCUGCUGCUGCUGCCGUGUGAUAACAGAGUUUGCCAGCUCAACCUUCUUAUCUCUGACAAUCGUCGCCGUCGUCGUCGAAGCCAUCCCUUUCGGAGCUUCGGCCACAGUCAGUCGAGAACCCUGGGUGCGCUAGCAAGUCUCGUGAUGGACGCAGCAGCCGAGGUCCCCGCGGAGGAAAUCCUGUUCCAGAAGCACGCCAAGUACUUUGUCCGGUUUCUGAACAUCCUGCCGGCGCGGCUGGCCUCGCACGAUUCGACCAGAGUCACGAUAGCGUUCUUCGCCGUGAGUGGGUUGGACGUGCUCGAUUCGUUGCAUUUGCUGUCCGACUCCUUCCGGACCGACAUCGUCAACUGGAUCUACUCGCUGCAGGUUGUUCCGGGUGUGGGAGCGCGACCUUGUGGGGGAAUUCAAGGUUCCAGCACGUUGAACGUUCUUAAUCCGCCGGAAUGUUGUGGAUUGGAAGCGUACCGUUGGGGCCACUUGGCCAUCACGUACACCGGCAUUGCGGUGUUGGUGGCCCUUGGCGAUGAUCUGUCGCGGCUCGAUCGGCGUGCCAUCAUCGACGGGGUGGCCGCGGUGCAGCGGCCGGACGGAAGCUUCAGUGCCACGAUCGACGGCAGCGAGCACGACAUGCGAUUUGUGUACUGUGCCGCGGCCAUUUGCGCCAUGCUGAACGACUGGGGCCGCGUCGACCGACGGAAGAUGGCCGAAUACAUCCAGAAGAGCAUUCGCUACGACUACGGAAUCAGCCAACACUACGAGAUGGAGUCGCACGGUGGCACGACAUUCUGCGCGAUCGCUGCCCUCGAGCUCAGCGGCCAGCUGGACAUUCUCAGCGCGGACGUGCGCGCCAGGAUCGUCCGGUGGCUCGUGUUCCGCCAGCAGGACGGCUUCCAAGGCCGGCCGAACAAACCCGUUGACACGUGCUACUCGUUCUGGAUCGGGGCCACGCUCAAAAUCCUGAACGCGUUCGAGCUGACCAGCUCCAAGGACAACCGGCAGUACGUGAUGUCGACCCAGGAUAAAACCGUCGGCGGCUUCUCCAAAUGGCCCGGCUCGCACACCGACCCCUUUCACACGUACUUUGGCAUCUGCGGGUUGAGCUUCCUGCAGGAGCCCGGCCUGCAACCGGUCGAACCGGCCCUAAACAUAUCGCAGCGCGCCUUCCAGCGACUGAAACAGCUGCACGCGGUCUGGGAGCUGGAGCGGGAACAGCCGGACGGCAACGGAACCGUUCCCAGCAGCAGCAGUAACAGCAUCUGCGUCAAACGGGACGUCAGAGUUAACAUUGAGUAAGCGCCGCGGAAGGUGAACCACUAAUUUUAUCGCACAUUGAAGGGAAUGGGAGAUGCUUCUUUCGUACCAGAUAAGUUUAUAUUUUUAUUAGGCAAAAAUUUAGAGGAGUACCCAAUCAUUGGUAAAUUGAACUUUAUUUAAUCUCGCUGCAAUUCCUCGUGUCUAAGCUAAAUGUGUAAGUUGUAGCAAGUUAUUACAGCAAAAUAUAUACAUAUUGAUUUCACGGAACAAACUAGAA
Culex pipiens pallens (northern house mosquito) is the source of this 1773-nucleotide messenger RNA. RefSeq names its product geranylgeranyl transferase type-1 subunit beta (gene betaggt-I). Gene Ontology annotation, molecular function: CAAX-protein geranylgeranyltransferase activity. The record is from RefSeq and is a predicted model, not a curated record. Gene Ontology annotation, biological process: protein geranylgeranylation. Gene Ontology annotation, cellular component: CAAX-protein geranylgeranyltransferase complex. Bases 384 to 1535 code for a protein of 383 amino acids. The transcript has 3 exons. Lineage: Eukaryota; Metazoa; Arthropoda; Insecta; Diptera; Culicidae.